AUGGACAACGACAACGAUCGUACACCGGAGGCAUUAUCGGAGGAUUCGGAUUCGGAGUUUGAAGACGGCGGUGACGGUGUGAAUUAUAGUGCGAAUUUUGUCACAGGCACGUUUUUUCCAACGUUUGAUGAUGCUGUUAAAUGGGCAGAUGUUGUUUCCAUAAAUCUUGGGUUUAUUUUGGUUAAAUCGUCUUACAACAAAACUAGAGAUGGUAGGCCAUAUCGUUGGAAGUUCCGGGCAAAAAAUGAUGCAAUUGGGACCCAUAACCAUCCAAUGAUUGUGUAUCAGGAGGGUCAUCGUAAAAUUAGUGGCUUGAGCCCGGAUGCAAUGAAGGUUGUGCGUGACAUGACAAAGUCUAAGGUUGCACCGCGUAACAUCAUGGCAACUAUUGCAGAGCAAUUCCCUGAUGAUCAUCCAAACAUUAGACACAUUUACAAUUGCCGGAAUGACUUGAGAACGGAGAUGUCUGGAGUUGUUCAGCAAUUUCUUGAAUUGGCGAGACAGAGUCAGUAUAUUUACUAA
Chenopodium quinoa (quinoa) is the source of this 522-nucleotide messenger RNA. RefSeq lists its product as uncharacterized. The transcript is spliced from 3 exons. NCBI's taxonomy places the organism in Eukaryota, Viridiplantae, Streptophyta, Magnoliopsida, Caryophyllales, Amaranthaceae. The record is from RefSeq and is a predicted model, not a curated record. Bases 1 to 522 code for a protein of 173 amino acids.